This is a messenger RNA of Ctenocephalides felis (cat flea), 5883 nucleotides long. RefSeq names its product protein mini spindles (gene msps). The coding region runs from base 463 to 5742 and encodes 1759 amino acids. Gene Ontology annotation, molecular function: microtubule plus end polymerase activity; microtubule plus-end binding. Gene Ontology annotation, biological process: centrosome duplication; establishment or maintenance of microtubule cytoskeleton polarity; mitotic spindle organization. The transcript has 5 exons. The record is from RefSeq and is a predicted model, not a curated record. Gene Ontology annotation, cellular component: spindle pole; centrosome; microtubule plus-end. Lineage: Eukaryota; Metazoa; Arthropoda; Insecta; Siphonaptera; Pulicidae.
GUGGAACAAGAUCGGGUUUGCACUAAUUUUAAGGUUCGGUAUGCAUUAAUUGUUAUAAACAUUUAAAUCUACAUUUGAAACCAAUGCAUUUAAUAUGCACUUCAUUGUUCAUUCCUUGAUAUUUUAAUACAUGCAUUGGUAUUGUGAAGUGACAGGCGGGCUCAUUUUAUUGAAAAAACGUUAUAUUCUCGGAUUUGUUGCAUGUUGUGUAUUCAAGUUAUGAUACAAACCCACACAAAAUUACUUUUUAUCUGCGGAGUAAGCAAAGAUUUUAUUCAAAAGUUUGAGGUACCUGAUAGAGUAAACAGCCCUCGUCGUUAAGAGUAUCAGGAUCAGAAGGUAUUCUGUCUCCUAACGCGGCCUGCGCUCCAGUGUAAUCUUCCUGGGCGUAGCGCACUGCUCCUUGCAGUCGGCAAACCUGUUCCACAAAUCAUUCAGUUAAAAAUACAAUAAACGAUAAAAAUGGAAGAAGAUACUGAUUUCAAAAAACUUCCCGUUGAGGAACGAUGUGCUCACAAACUCUGGAAAGCACGUGUUGAUGGCUAUGAAGAAGCUACCAAAAUCUUCCGUCUUAUGGACGAUGAAAAAUCGAGAGAAUGGAUGAAAUACCUUGGUAUGUUGAAAAAAUUUGUGUCUGAUUCUCACGCACUUGCUCAAGAAAAAGGAUUGGAAGCUUCUCUUGCAUUUGUUGAAAAUAGCUCAUUUGCUGGUCGAACAGUUGAAGAUGUAAUGAAUGCAGUAGUCACAAAAUGUAUCGCUGCGCCUAAAGCUCGUACAAAGGAAUUGGCACAACAACUUGCAUUGGCUUACAUAGAAAUAGAGAAACAAGAGGCUGUAGUUGAAGCCUUAGUUCAAGGAACUGAACAUAAAAAUCCCAAAAUUGCCGCCGCGUGUAUAGCCACGCUGUCCCUCGCAUUAAAAGAAUUUGGAGGUAAAGCAAUAGAUCUGAAACCACUGAUUAAACGUGCCCCUGCACUACUUACAGGAAAAGAUCCAAAUGUCAGAGCUGAAGGAAAAAUAUUAACUAUUGAAUUGUCAAGAUGGGCACUUCCUGCAGUAAAACAAUUAAUCAGUAGUUUGCCAGCAGUUUUAGUCGGGGAACUUGAAUCUGAAUUUACGAAAGCUGCCGCGACAGGUCCUCCAGCACCUACGCGAUUACUAAGGUCACAACAAAAGCGACAAGCAGAGCAACAAGCAGCAGGUGGAGGAGGUGGUGGAGAUGGUGAAGAUAAUGCUGAUGGAGAAAUUGCUCAAGAGGCAUCCAUAGAUCCAUUUGAUUUAUUAGAUCCAGUUGAUAUUUUAAGUCAGUUGCCCAAAGAUUUUUAUGAGAAACUUGAAUCCAAGAAGUGGCAAGAACGACGAGAAUCUCUUGAUGCAUUGGAUGGUUUAUUAAAUAAUGCACCAAAGUUGGCUUCUGGCGAUUAUGGAGAUUUAGUUAAAGCACUCAAGCAUGUUCUAGCAAAAGAUACAAAUGUUUUAUUAGUAGCUACAGCUGGAAAAUGCUUGGGAUCUAUGGCUAAAGGUCUAAAGAAUGGUUUUACACCAUAUGCUUUAGUUAUUUUGGGGGUUAUAUUGGAAAAGUUCAAAGAGAAAAAACAAAAUGUUGUACUUGCUAUAAGAGAUGCUGCUGAUGCCGCUUAUACUUGUACAACCCCUGAAGCUUUAGCAGAGGAUGUCUGUGCUGCUUUGAACAAUAAAAAUCCAUCCAUUAGGAUGGAAACAUGCUCAUUUCUUGCCAGAGCUUUUACUCGAACUCAGCCUGCUCAUUUGUCCAAUAAGAAGCUUUUAAAACAAUAUGCAUCUGCUCUUGUAAAAUGUAUGAAUGAUCCAGAUCCGGUCGUACGUGAACAAGCUGCAAAUGCCAUUGGGACAAGUAUGAAAUUGCUUGGUGAACGUACUAUGCAGCCUUACUUGACUGAACUUGAUGAGCAAAAGAUGAAUAAGAUAAAGGAAUUUUUUGAAAAAGCUGUUAUUGUUGUUGUAAUUCCAAAAGUUAUAAAGAAACCUGAAGUUAAAAAACCUGAACCGGCAGCAGCUGCAGCUGGCAGUCCAAAAGUUAAACCUGCAGGAAAAAUGGCUUAUGGGAAAAAGCCUGUGAUAAAAAAGCCUUCUGCUAGGCCUUCAAGUGCUUCAAUCUCUGCACCUGCUAAAAAUAAUUCUCCACCUGAACCUGCCAUGGAAGAAGCACCAACAGCUGAAGUUGCCACAACAGAAACUGGAGCAGUUGAUGUAUCAUCUCAAAUAACAGAUGCCUUAAUUGCUGAGUUGUCUGAUAAAAACUGGAAUACAAGGCAUGACGCUCUUACAAAAAUCUCCGCUAUCAUUGGUGGAGGCCCUAUUAAAGCUGAAUUAGGUGAUCUACCACAGGCAUUGGCUGCUAGACUUGUUGAUAGUAAUAGCAAAAUAGCUCAAAAUGCUUUGGCUUUAUGCCAAACGAUUGCAACAAAUGCUACAGGUGCAAAUGCAAUGAGAAGGCAUGCUAGAACGCUCUUUCCUGGAUUUGUUCAUGGUCUAGGUGAUGGAAAAGCUUGGAUACGUACGGCUUCUUUAGCUUGCAUGGAUGCAUGGGGCGAUAGAUGUGGAUAUCAUGAGUUCCUGGAAGGUGAAAUGAUUCACGAUGCAUUAAAAGAAGGAUCUCCAACUUUAAGGGCAGAAUUAUGGUCAUGGUUAGCAAAAAAAUUACCAAAUAUUCCACCAAAGAAAUUCCACAAGGAUGAGCUACUAAUUUGUUUGCCCAUACUUUUUUCUAAUAUUGAAGAUAGAAAUGCUGAAGUGCGGAAGAAUGCGGCAGAUGCAGUAACUGCAUUUAUGAUUCAUUUAGGCUACGAGAGAAUGAUUCGUGGUGCCGAAAAAUUGAAACCUGCUUCACUAACUGUUGUCAAAGGAGUUUUAGAUAGAGCGCGAGGCAAUUUACCCGAACUUUCACCACCUGAUGAACCAGCCAGUAAAGGCGCAUCAAAGAUACUUCCACCUUCGGUGAAAGGACGGCCAUCCAAAAUGGUGAGAACAAAGAGCGGUAUUGCGAAGUUAACAAAUGGUUCAGCAGGAGCAAACAAUGUAAAAAAGGAGGAAGAGGCCGAAGUCGGACCGAUACUAUUGAUAAAUAAUCUCAAACACCAAAGAAUGAUCGAUGAACAGAAACUUCGAGUUCUGAAAUGGAACUUUACAACGCCGAGGGAGGAAUUUGUAGAAUUAUUGAAAGAUCAAAUGACUGCUGCAGGAGUAUCGCGAUCUUUAAUGGUUAAUAUGUUUCAUGGAGAUUUCAGAUACCAUGUGAAGGUAUUGGAAUCUCUCACUGACUGCCUUAAUGAUAAUGGCUGGGAACCAACUGCUGCUAAUUUGGAUCUUAUACUUAAAUGGCUUACAUUAAGAUUUUUUGAUACAAACCCUACAGUGUUAAUGAAAGGGAUAGAUUAUUUACAGUUGGCCUUUCAAAUGUUGAUCGAUCAAGAGUAUCAAUUGUCAGAAAAUGAAGCUUCAUCAUUUGUACCAUAUCUGAUUUUAAAAGUUGGGGAUCCAAAAGAACCUAUUCGGAUUGGCGUACGUGCAUUAUUUAGGCAGUUGUGCCACGUUUAUUCGCCAAAUAAAUUGUUCGCAUUCGUAUUGGAUGGUUUAAAAUCUAAAAAUGCUCGCCAGCGCCAAGAGUGCUUGGAUGAAUUAGGUGUUUUGAUAGCUGGUUAUGGUAUAACGGUAUGUCAACCUUCGCCCCUAGCUGCUUUAAAAGAAGUAGUGAAGCAGGUAUCAGACAGAGAUAAUGCAGUUCGCAACGCUGCUUUAAAUUGUGUGGUCCAAGUAUAUUACAUUCAGCAAGAUAAAGUAUAUAAAUUGCUCAGUCAGUUACAAUUAAGCGAAAAGGAUCAAAGUUUACUGGACGAGAGAAUCAAACGCGCCAGCAAAAGCCGACCAUCAGCCGCAUUUGCAACAAUAGUUAAAAAUAAGCCAGCCGCAUUAAAUGUUCCGAUAAUACCUGAUAAUUUACCAGAAGCAGAAGUUGUUAUAGAAGGUGAUUCUGACGGUGAGGCUGAAUUUGAACAACGGGAACCAUCUCCGCCCCCACAAAGAACUAUGAAUGAAACUAAGUCAAUCAGUCCCCCGAGACGUAUUCCUGGUCCCUAUGGUCUUGAUACUAAGUUCAUAGCUGAGAUUGAACGCAAACGCCGACAACUGGUAGAUACCAAGGAAGAUUUGAAGUUGCCACACGUUGAUCUAGGUUUUCUAGAUGAACCAGUGCAGCCAUUGCCAACUUGUUCUCGAUUACCGAUGCCUUUAUCAGGAAUACCAACACCUGCGGCUAUAAUGAAACCUCCGCCGGUGAUCUCUGUUCCUAUAUCGACUUCGUCGUAUGAUUUAGAGGCGUUGAUUCGGACUAUAGGCAGCGCCGAUUUGCAACGAGCUAUUAACGCAAUGUCAACUAUGGAAGAUGCUUUUAAUAAAGUCAAAGCUAACCAGUUAAUUGAAUUAGAAGAUAAAUUUAUAUCUGCGUGCGUAGAGCAAUUCAAGUCUUUGAGCAGAUUCUCAAUUGUUAAAAUAGAGGAUGUAUCGAAAGGUUAUCAAGCUCUUUUUACAAUUCUAACUUCAUUUUAUGAAAACAAGGUUGUUGGAAGGCGGGUUACCAUACCAGUUUUACGUAAUUUAAUGGAAAGUAUAUUAACAUUAUUGGCAGACAAGAGCAUGGAGAUGUAUAAUACGAAUUCCGCAUAUAAUCGUGUAUUAAAUAGCUUAUGUUUUAAAAUCUUAGAAAGAUCGGAUCACUCGAACAUUACCUGUGCCAUGAUUCGAUUGAUGGGUGAUUGUCAUUCAAAUGCAAAUGUGCAACCUCCUACUCAUGCAGAAUUAGUUAUGAAAUGCUUAUGGAAAAUUACGAAAAAUUGGGCUGCUUACGCUGAUGAUAUGGACUACGAUCUUGUUUUCAGCGAGAUAAAUAAGUUUUACAGUCUUUAUCCGGGUUUAUUUUGGAAAAAAAGGUGUUACGAGACACCUUUCAAGACAGUAAAAACUAUUUUGCACUCAAUUGUGAAAAAUAGAGGACCUCCGAUAUUACAACACGUGCAGCGCCUAAAUCCACCAGCAGAAAGUGAAUUGGCUCUCUAUAUAGUAAAAUUAGUCAAAAGCGCUUUUCCGGAUGCAACAAUACCGUAUUUGAAUUACCAUCAUUCUCAUCAAGAUUCGAGCGCUUCAGACGGUGCCUCAUCUUUACCGCCUUCUCGCAAAGUAUCUAGUCAAAAUCACCAUGAUCAGUUGUCUAUAAUUUUUAGGAAGAUAGGUACAAAAACGCAGACGAAAGAGGGUUUGUUGCAACUAUAUGAAUUUCAAGAAUCAAAUCCUGAUGUUGACAUAAAACCUUUCUUGAAAGAGUCUACCGAAUUUUUUAAAUCCUACAUCGAAAACGGUCUUAGGGACAUCGAAAGGCAACGGCGAGCUAACAAGGCUCCGUCCAGCGGUGCUGGUGACAACAUAACUGAUGCCACGACCGCCGUCCCGAGUGGAAUGGCUGCUGAUAGUCAGCAACCGCGACGAGAUCCUACUUAUUAUUUGAACCGACUGAAAGAGAUGCAAGGGAAGCAGAAGACAGACAAUAUGGAUGAUAACCGGUACAUUGGUAGCGCAGUGCGUGAUGAGAACCUCAACAGUAUGAACAGCAAUACUAAUAAGGAACAAGAAGUAUCCGGCCUGAAGGCUAAUGAUGAGGCGGUGAGGCUGUUGCGCCGCAAAUUGGAGUUGCUGAAGGGGAAUCAACAGUGAAUCCUCUACAAAAUCCUGCUCCAUGUAGCAGCAAUAACCCAGUAGAGAUAAUCCGGCUCUCGUCGUUCCUGCUUCGGGAAUCAAAUUCAGCAAUUUUAUAGCAUCAGAAUAGCGCUCGUCUUUGAUCUGAAAAUGGGGGCG